AUGCUGUCCAUUAAGGCUACUACUGUGAGCUCAGUGCUCUUUGGAGCAGCUCAUGCUUCCCUGUAUGGCGAAAGUAGCCAAAACCAUACAUGCCAACUUCAACCCAAUUACCUCUCAUGUUCUGCCAAUGCUCAUCCCAACGUUACUGAUUCAUGCUGUACUGAAACGUUUGGAGGUCUUGUCCUUAGCACACAAUACUGGGAUACUUAUACCGGUCUUGAGUCUUCCGGUCAAUUGCUACCACGUAACACAUGGACCUUACAUGGACUUUGGCCUGACUUCUGUAAUGGUUCAUACACUCAAUACUGCGACUUAAACCGACAAUAUGAUCCUUUCCCAUCUCCAAAUACCACCACUGGUACCUCAAGCGGCACUCCUGUUCCACCGUACAAAGGUCCUAGCAUCUUAACUUUCCUCGCUCCCUUUGGAAAGCUUGAUCUUCUCGCAUACAUGAACAAGUAUUGGAUUAAUCAAGGUGGGCCCAACGGCGACUUCUGGGGCCAUGAGUUCUCUAAACACGGAACAUGCUACUCAACUUUCAACCUUCCAUGUUAUGGACCAAUGUACCAAAACCAUUCCGACGUUAUCGAUUUCUUCGAAACAGCAGUUUCAUAUUAUUCUAACCUCCCAACCUACGGCUGGUUAUCUGCUGCAGGUAUCAGGCCUAGCAACACCACUAGAUUCUCUCUGAGUGAUAUGCAAGCGGCUUUGACGAAGGGCUUCGGUGCUUUACCGUAUAUUGGAUGUACCGGACCGAGAUACAAUGCUACUGCUGCUGGUAAUGGGACUUUGGAUAAUGGUUAUACAAUCGUCGAUGAGAUGUGGUAUUACUACCAUGCUUAUGGCAGGGUACAGAGAGGUCAGGGCCUUCCCGUUAAUGCUAGUAUCAAUGGUGAAAGCGUGAGCAGUUGUGCUAAAACGCCUGGUGCUCUGUUGUAUCCUGAGAGAACAUUGGGAAGUGAGGCGUAG
Mollisia scopiformis is the source of this 969-nucleotide messenger RNA. RefSeq names its product ribonuclease T2. Gene Ontology annotation, molecular function: RNA binding; ribonuclease T2 activity. Gene Ontology annotation, cellular component: extracellular region. The coding region runs from base 1 to 969 and encodes 322 amino acids. Lineage: Eukaryota; Fungi; Ascomycota; Leotiomycetes; Helotiales; Mollisiaceae. The transcript is spliced from 5 exons. The record is from RefSeq and is a predicted model, not a curated record. Gene Ontology annotation, biological process: RNA catabolic process.